This is a messenger RNA of Monopterus albus (swamp eel), 1949 nucleotides long. RefSeq names its product coiled-coil domain-containing protein 148. The transcript is spliced from 15 exons. The coding region runs from base 90 to 1949 and encodes 619 amino acids. NCBI's taxonomy places the organism in Eukaryota, Metazoa, Chordata, Actinopteri, Synbranchiformes, Synbranchidae. The record is from RefSeq and is a predicted model, not a curated record.
GGGGAUGUGGGAAAGCACUGCGCACUUCUGAUUGGUUGCGACAUGAGUAAGAGGCGUUACUGAGGAGGAUCGUAUUGUUGAAAUAACCAAUGAGCGAAGAGAUAAUGGUUCCCUUGGAUACAUAUUUUGUCAACCCAACGCUCUACAAAAGAAGGAUAGCAAAAGUGAUGAAUGCAAUGGAUCUGAAUACAUUUAUCACAAACUACAGAGCAGAAGAUGUGGAAAAAUUGACACUGCGAAUGAAAAAUGGUCUUAGCAGCUCAAAGUACAAGCCAGCUGAGUAUGAAAGACUGCAAGCCAUUGUUGAUGCCAAGCGCCUGGAGUCUGAACUAAUUGGGCAAAAGGUUCAGAAGACUCGCUGUGCAGCCAAGGCAACCAAGGAGAGGUCCAUAUUACGGCAGCACAGACAGGUGUGGAGCAGAGAGUGCCCCAGGCUGCAAAAGGCUGAGGAGAAGGCUGAGAAUGAUAUCCAUGAUAGUCUAGACCAGAUGAGGCCGAAUGAUAUAACAGACAGUGCCAUUUUCUCACUUCAAGAUUAUGAGCUGUUCUUAGAGCGGGAGCGGGAGACAUUCAGGAUGGCCACUGUGGAGCCUGUCAGUCAGCUCAGGGAUGACCUUUGCUUCAGACUGGGUGAAAUACAACAACACCAGAUCACUGCCCAGCCAACAAAUUGGGAACAAAUCAACUUUGUGAAAGACCAACAAGAUGACAUCAUUGCAAAACUUCAUGCAGAGUACCUGGCUUUGAAGGAGGGGAUCAUGAGCCUUGGCUUGGAGAAAUAUCUUAUUGGUACUUCGGAUAAUCUGGAGAACCUUGAAAAUAUUCCAGAGGAGGUUUUAUAUUCAGACUGCCCUUACUCAGAGCUGAAGGACUACCUGAUCCAGACCUUCCACUCCCUGUCAGAAAGGUACCAAAGCAGGUUGCAAAGUCUCAAAGAGCAGCUGCAGAGAACUGACAGGUUUUGUGGCUGGAGUCCAGAUGACCACGAACGUUUCCAGUUCACUUUGUCUCAGUACACUCAUGACAUACCCAACCACAGGGCGCUCUGUACGGACAUGCUGCAGAGACUGUUCCCAGGGAAAACUAGACAAGAGCUGAUGGAGCAUGAACGAGUGUGGGACUGGCAGCGCUUCACCCAGGCACAGCUGAGAGUAGUGACCCAUCAGUGGCGACGGGACCACGAAGAGCUGCUGCUGAGAGCUCUCGGGAGCUUCACAGAAACCGCCAGCACCAGCAGGACAUCUGCUCACAUCUCAGGGAGAAAGUUAGUGCUUGAUAUAACUUCUAAUCAUCUGCAGCAGUGGCGGGCACAGCAGGAGGAGGUGGCAAAGCUGGAGGCAGUUAUAGCUGCUAGACAGGAAGAGGAGGAAAAGGCAAGAAUAAAGAGGGAGCAGGAGAAGGAGGCCACCACCAAGGCACAACGGAAAGAAAAAGUCAGGCAGUUUUAUUUACAACAGCAGAAGAGGAGGGAGGUGCUGGAGCAGAGGGAUCGAGAGAGACUCGCCAAGCUGAGGAGCGUCAUGGAAGAACAGGCAAAGCGAGAUAAAGAGAGGGUGCAGUUUAGAUCAGAUAUGUUGCAGCGACGCAGGGAGGAGAGAGAGGCGAAGGAGCUUGAUCGCCAGAGAGAAGAAGAAGAGAAACAGAAUCGUCUGGAAGCUCUCAGAAACCAGGUUCGGGUGGUGGCAGAGGCAGACCCAGAGAGGAUGAUAGCAGACACAGAGGCUUGGAGGAGUCGACAGGUGAACGUAAAGGAGUUUGACCUUCAGAGGCCUCUCUACACUAUUAACACAUACACAGACACACAGAUUGUGUCUGAUCCGAGGGUGCGGGUCGAGCAGGCUCUGCGGGAGGCCGGUCUGCACCACAGCCAGUACGCCAAAGAGGUUCUGGCUGUUAUUGAGCCCCCUAAACCACCUCGACGAGACACCAAAUCCAUACUCAAAUUUUAA